Prunus avium (sweet cherry) is the source of this 929-nucleotide messenger RNA. Its product is annotated as transcription factor-like protein. NCBI's taxonomy places the organism in Eukaryota, Viridiplantae, Streptophyta, Magnoliopsida, Rosales, Rosaceae. Gene Ontology annotation, biological process: DNA-templated transcription. Gene Ontology annotation, molecular function: sequence-specific DNA binding. The record is from RefSeq and is a predicted model, not a curated record.
AUCCAAAAAACCCUUCGAAUCCUCUCUCAACCCAAUUUUCCAUCCAACGGUCGAAAUCAACCACCACCCUAAAGUCCCAACAAUGAGCAGCAGCAGCAGCAGCUUCACCAGCUUCUACGAGACGUGGUUCGAGCAGCUCCACCACCUUGUCCACCAGCUCUCUACGUGUCCUAGACCCCCCACCACCCCCGACCACCAUCACCACCUCCUCCACGUCGUCCAGAAAGUCAUGUCCCACUACGCUGAGUACUACCGCGUCAAGGCCCUCGCCGCCGAGCGCGACGCCCUCGCCGUCUUCGUCUCCCCGUGGGCCACCACCCUCGAGCGCUCCCUCCACUGGAUCGCAGGCUGGCGCCCCACCACCGCCUUCCACCUCGUCUACUCCGAGUCCUCCAUCCACUUCGAGGCCCACAUCGUCGACAUCCUCCGCGGUUUUCGCACCGGAGACCUUGGGGACCUCUCCCCUUCCCAGUUUCGCCUCGUCAGCGAACUCCAAUGUGAAACUGUGAAAGAGGAGAAUGCGAUAUCGGAGGAGUUGUCGGAGUGGCAAGAGGGGGCGAGUGAGCUGAUGGGGGCAUGCACGAAUCUGGAUAUGAAGAUGGGUCGGCUGGUGAGCGUGUUGAAGAAGGCUGAUGAUCUGAGGCUGAGAACGGUGAGGAAGGUGGUGGAGUUGUUGACACCACAGCAGGCUGUGGAGUUUUUGAUUGCUGCUGCUGAGUUGCAGUUUGGGGUCCGUGGCUGGGGAAUGAAUCAGGACCGUCAACGUGGGAAUGUCUGAUUUUUCUGAUCAUCGCGAUUAUGAUCGGACGGUGGUUAUUGUUCGUUGGCGGAUGUCAAUUGGGUAUGCGUUUGUACUUUGUUUGCAGCCUGCAUUAUGCAGGUUGUUUUAAAUGUUACUUUUUGUUUAACAAUAUGGAUAUUGUUGUGUU